AUGUGCUGUAACUACUACGGCAGCUCCUGCAGCCGCUGCGGCUACGGCUGUGGCUACGGCUCUGGCUAUGGCUAUGGUUCUGGCUACGGCUCUGGCUACAGCUCUGGCUAUGGCUGUGGCUAUGGCUCUGGCUAUGGCUGUGGCUAUGGCUCUGGCUAUGGCUGUGGCUAUGGCUCUGGCUAUGGCUGUGGCUAUGGCUGUGGCUAUGGCUGUGGCUAUGGCUCUGGCUCUGGCUACGGCUCUGGCUAUGGCUGUGGCUACGGCUGUGGCUGCGGCUGCUGUGGAUACCGCCCAUUUGUCUACAGAAGGUGCUAUUCUUGCUGCUAG
Messenger RNA from Pipistrellus kuhlii (Kuhl's pipistrelle), 327 nucleotides. RefSeq names its product keratin-associated protein 6-2. The record is from RefSeq and is a predicted model, not a curated record. The transcript has a single exon. Bases 1 to 327 code for a protein of 108 amino acids. NCBI's taxonomy places the organism in Eukaryota, Metazoa, Chordata, Mammalia, Chiroptera, Vespertilionidae. Gene Ontology annotation, biological process: hair follicle development.